CCGAAAGUGGUGUGCGUUGGGCGCCGCGCGGAGGCUGGUUCGUCUUUACCUGUGGGACCCCUAGUUGACCGUGGGAAGCAGACAAGCAGGAAAACAUGAACGGAAGGGUGGAUUAUUUGGUCACUGAGGAAGAGAUCAAUCUUACCCGAGGACCCUCAGGGCUGGGCUUCAACAUCGUCGGUGGGACAGAUCAGCAGUAUGUCUCCAACGACAGUGGCAUCUACGUCAGCCGCAUCAAAGAGAAUGGGGCUGCAGCCCUGGAUGGGCGGCUCCAGGAGGGUGAUAAGAUCCUCUCGGUAAAUGGCCAAGACCUAAAGAACCUGCUGCACCAGGAUGCUGUAGCCCUCUUUCGUAAUGCAGGCUAUGCCGUGUCCCUGAGAGUGCAGCACAGGUUACAGGUGCCAAAUGGGCCUAUCGGACAUCGAGGUGAAAGGGAGCCGAGUGGUAUCCCCAUAGCUAUGGUGCUGGCGCCAGUGUUUGCCUUCACCAUGGUAGCAGCCUGGGCCUUCAUGAGAUAUCGGCGGCAUCUUUGAAAAGCUUGCUUUCUUCCAGUGCUCCCGAUGAAGAUACAUUUCUUUCUCUCACCCUCCUCCCCUGCCAUUCUCCCAAUCUUUCCCUCUCUCUGCACAGCCAACACAUGAUUUAAAGAGACUGCUACCCAACCAGAACCUUGCUAUUCAACAGCUCCAAGUCCUCGUAUUCUAAUGGGAGAGUAAAGGCAUUGUUUGAAGGAAAGCUGAAGAAAAGACUUGCUUAGAACAAAUGAGGAAUUGUAUCUUUUACUAGGACCAGCCAUAGAAGUUCAGCUACAACCCAAAGAGGGAAAAGUCCAGUCUUCCCAUCACCACGGGUGAUACCUUUUUGCUUAGCUGGCAUGCCUCAAUGGCCAGCGGUGUGACAGAAGAGGAAGAGAGGAUUUUUCUUUUUAAUGAUCUUCCUUGGGAAGUUUUUGUGGCCUUUAUUUAAUUUCUAACUACAUACUUGGGUGCCUAUAUCAAACAAAGUGUAAUGAGGAGAGCAUUUUUACCUUUUUACAAAAGCAAAUAUAUGUACACACACAUACAUGCAUAUGCACAUAUGAUAGUAUAAUAGUGAUGCCUUACGGAGAAUUAAAGAGGUGGAAAGCUAC
Diceros bicornis minor is the source of this 1129-nucleotide messenger RNA. It is a transcript of the gene SYNJ2BP, whose product is annotated as synaptojanin 2 binding protein. The coding region runs from base 96 to 533 and encodes 145 amino acids. The record is from RefSeq and is a predicted model, not a curated record. Gene Ontology annotation, molecular function: protein binding. The transcript is spliced from 4 exons. Lineage: Eukaryota; Metazoa; Chordata; Mammalia; Perissodactyla; Rhinocerotidae.